UAUGACUAAACAAAAAAAAAAGAUAGGCGAAAAUGAUCUGCACUAAAUGCAAAAAGGCAGUUUGAGGCGAACUUAAGAAAGAUGUCUUGAAUGUCUAUAAGAUCUCAAUUUAAGUAUUGAUUUUUUGGAGUGUUUACGAGGGUGGUCUGAAAAGUUUCCGACCUCAACGUGAAGAUGGCAGCACUCGUAAAUAAAAGCUAGUGAAUUUCGUUGUUCAUCUGUUGUCAAUUACUCGACAAAGUUUCAGCCAUUUUGGACGCGCAGUUGUUAUGUAACACUCGUUUGAGUGAGUUGAUGUGGGUGUUUUUGUGAAAAUGGACAAAGUUGAGUAUCGAGCUGUCAUUAAAUAUUUGUGUUUGAAAGGCAUUACGCCUACGCAAAUCAAAGAUGAGUUGGAUUCUGUGAAUGAGGACUCUGCGCCAUCAUUUACCCGAGUGAAAUUUUGGGCAGCUGAAUUUAAACGUGGCCGUAAGAGCUUAGGAGACGACGAACGUUCGGGAUGUCCAAAAACUGCAACUACCGACGAAAACAUCGCCAAAGUUCAUCAAAUGGUGCUAGACGACCGCCGAAUUAAAGUGAAAGAGAUAGAGGAGGUUAUGAACAUGUCAAAAGAACGUGUUUGUCACAUAUUAAAUCAACAUUUAGGCAUGAGAAAGCUGUCCGCGCGUUGGGUGCCGCGUUUGCUCACGUUAGACCAAAAACUUGUUCGAAUGAACAUUUCCAACGCUCUGUUGGCGCAAUAAAUCCAAGUUUUGACGCCGAUUAUUUACUGCAGAUGAAACUUGGAUACACCAUUAUACGCCCGAAACAAAAAUACAGUCCAAACAGUGGACUGCACAGGCGGAACCGGCUCCAAAAAAAGCAAAAACUGUUUUUCCGGCUGUGAAAGUGAUGGCGACUGUUUUUUGGGAUAGUCAUGGAGUUAUUUUAACCCUUAACCACCUGAUAACGGUCUCAGAGACUUCU
Hyposmocoma kahamanoa is the source of this 966-nucleotide messenger RNA. RefSeq names its product protein GVQW3-like. NCBI's taxonomy places the organism in Eukaryota, Metazoa, Arthropoda, Insecta, Lepidoptera, Cosmopterigidae. Bases 315 to 743 code for a protein of 142 amino acids. The record is from RefSeq and is a predicted model, not a curated record. The transcript has a single exon.